This is a messenger RNA of Manis javanica (Malayan pangolin), 1959 nucleotides long. NCBI's taxonomy places the organism in Eukaryota, Metazoa, Chordata, Mammalia, Pholidota, Manidae. The record is from RefSeq and is a predicted model, not a curated record.
GGCCCGGUCCACAAGAGCAGGUGGCCACUGCGGCUCGGGGAUGCUCGCGCUGCACCGGGAACAGCACAGGUGGUGCCGGGAUCGCGUACUCGCAAGCCCCAGACCCUGCGGAACUGAGGUGUCUGCCCCUCAAAGUUGCACCCCUGCUAUGGCUCCUGGAGAGAAAAUCAAAGCCAAAAUCAAGAAGAAUCUGCCUGUGACGGGGCCUCAGGCACCUACCAUUAAGGAGCUGAUGCGGUGGUACUGCCUUAACACCAAUACCCAUGGCUGCCGCCGCAUUGUGGUAUCCCGGGGACGCCUCCGGCGCCUACUCUGGAUUCUGUUUACACUGACGGCCGUGGCCCUUAUUUUCUGGCAGUGUGCCCUCCUCGUUUUCUCCUUCUAUACCGUCUCUGUCUCCAUCAAAAUCCAUUUCCAGAAGCUGGAUUUUCCUGCUGUCACCAUCUGCAACAUCAACCCUUACAAGUACAGCGCCGUGCGAGACCUUCUAGCUGACUUGGAACAGGAGACCAGAGCAGCCUUGAAGACCCUGUAUGGCUUCUCAGAGAUUAAUUCUCGGAAACGCCGAGAGGCAGAAUUCAGGAGUUUGGCCUCGGGGGGCACACAGCCCAAAUUCCCCAACCUGGUCCCCCUGUUGGCCUUCAAUCAAGAUGAGGUCAGCAAAGCCAGGGACUUCUUCACAGGGCGGAAGCGGAAAGUCAGCGGGAGCAUCAUUCACAAGGCAUCGGAUGUCGUGCAUGUCCACGAGUCCAAGGAGGUGGUGGGAUUCCAACUGUGUUCCAAUGACACGUCCGAGUGUGCCGUCUACACUUUCAGCUCAGGGGUCAAUGCCAUCCAGGAGUGGUACAAGCUGCACUACAUGAACAUCAUGGCACAAGUGCCUCUGGGGAAGAAAAUCAACAUGAGCUACUCUGCCGAGGAGCUACUGGUGACCUGCUCCUUUGAUGGGAGGUCCUGUGAUGCCAGGAACUUCACGCUUUUCCACCACCCAAUGCAUGGGAAUUGCUACACAUUCAACAAUAGAGAAAAUGAGACUAUCCUCAGCACCUCCAUGGGGGGCAGUGAAUAUGGGCUGCAGGUCAUCUUGUACAUAAAUGAAGAAGAGUAUAACCCCUUCCUGGUGUCCUCGACUGGGGCUAAGGUGAUUGUCCAUCGGCAGGAUGAAUACCCCUUCAUCGAGGAUGUGGGAACAGAGAUUGAGACAGCAAUGGCCACCUCCAUAGGGAUGCACCUGACGGAGUCCUUCAAGCUGAGUGAACCCUACAGCCAGUGCACGGAGGAUGGGAGUGAUGUGCCAAUCAAGAACAUUUACAAUGCUGCGUAUUCUCUCCAGAUCUGCCUGCAUUCAUGCUUCCAGACAAAGAUGGUGGAGAAAUGUGGGUGUGCCCAGUACAGCCAGCCUUUACCUGCAGAGGCCAACUACUGCAAUUACCAGCAGCACCCCAACUGGAUGUACUGCUACUACCAGCUGCACCAAGCCUUCGUCCAGGAGCAGCUGGGCUGCCAGUCAGUUUGCCGGGAGGCCUGCAGCUUUAAGGAGUGGACACUGACCACCAGCCUGGCACAGUGGCCAUCUGGAGUGUCCGAGAAAUGGCUGCUGCCCGUUCUCACUUGGGACCAAGGCCGGCAAACGCACAAAAAACUCAACAAGACAGACUUGGCCAAACUCUUGAUAUUUUACAAAGACUUGAACCAGAGAUCCAUUGUGGAGAGCCCUGCCAACAGCGUGAGUGUCUUCUUUCUGGGGCCUGUCCUGGGUCUGCAAAUGUGCCCAUCUGCCUGGCCUUGGGGAGCAGAGUCAGAUCAUGGGGAUCCAGCCUGAACUGGGGAGACCACCAUAGGCCAGCCAGGCCUCAGAUCAGAGCGAGCAGAGAAAGAGGGGACAGGAAGCCUGCCCACUUCUUCCUCCAAACCUGUUCAGGGCCAGGGCUACCCAGGGGCUCCCUUCGGAAUCACCAU